This is a messenger RNA of Penicillium maclennaniae, 252 nucleotides long. RefSeq names its product CSL family zinc fnger-containing protein (gene dph3). The transcript is spliced from 2 exons. The record is from RefSeq and is a predicted model, not a curated record. Gene Ontology annotation, molecular function: metal ion binding. Lineage: Eukaryota; Fungi; Ascomycota; Eurotiomycetes; Eurotiales; Aspergillaceae. Bases 1 to 252 code for a protein of 83 amino acids. Gene Ontology annotation, biological process: protein histidyl modification to diphthamide.
AUGGCAGACGAAGGCCUCAGCAUUUACGAUGAGAUCGAGAUCGAAGAUAUGACCUUCGACCCGGCGACGCAGCUUUAUACUUUCCCAUGUCCAUGCGGCGAUCGGUUCGAGAUUUGCAUUGAUGAUUUGCGCGAUGGCGAGGAGAUCGCCGUGUGUCCUUCUUGCAGCUUGAUGAUUCGGGUUAUCUUUGACUUGGCCGAUCUUCCCAAGGCAGAUGAGCAGAACACAGAGGCUGUUGCUGUGCAGGCGUGA